CGUUUGGGAGAAAAAAAUAAGGCGAAGAGGGUGAGUAAGUGCAUUACCUCGCAUAUCCUUCCAUUGCAAUGUGAUCUCAUUCAAUUCAAUCGAAGAAGACGCAGAACAACACAGGAAGAAGAAGAUGGAGGCGUCGUCCAGUGGAGAAGGCUCUGAGCGCGGCGGCGAAGAGAAAGGAAUAUUCCAAUACUUUGGUUGGGUUUAUCACGUUGGCGUCAAUUCCGUCGGCCGCGAGUACUGCCACCUCCGAUUCCUCUUGGUCAGAGGCAAGUGCGUUGCCAUGUACAAGCGUGAUCCUCACCAGAACCCUGACAUUAAACCCAUCCGACAGGGAGUCAUAGGUGCCACACUAGUGGUCGAGGAUCUAGGAUGUCGGAAGGUCAACAAUGGGGAUCUUUAUGUAGUACGAUUCUACAGUCGUCAAGAGGAGGGUAGAAAAGGAGAAAUUGCUUGUGCCACAGCUGAGGAAGCCCAGAGAUGGAUGGAAGCCUUUCUUCAUGCCAGGCAACAGGCAGAGCAUGAUCUAUUAACAGAAAGUAAUGACAGAGAUAAACUAAUGCACGAAAUGGAGAUCGAUCUACAAGGAAAUCGACAUAAACUGAAACGAUAUGCCUCUGGGUUGAAGAAGCUUAAAAAAAUUGGCCAAGGUCCAGAGACACUUUUACGUCUAUCGUCAAAGUUUUUUGGUAAUUCAGAUGGCUUUGAAGGGGAAACUGGAGAUGUAUUUGAUAUACAUCAAUGGAAAUGUGUUCGUACUAUGUCGGGCAUUAGAAUCUUUGAGGAUGUUUCCGAUCAUAAGAGUGGUAAGGGCGCCCUUGUGAAGUCUGUUGGUGUUAUUGAUGCGCCUGCAGAUAGUGUGUUUGAAGUGUUUUUAAACACUGAGCGACAAAAAAGAUAUGAGUGGGAUAUGUUGAUGGGUGACUUAGAGUUGGUAGAGACUUAUGAUGGACAUUAUGAUGUUGUUUAUGGAACAUAUGAUCCUAAGUAUCUAACUCGGUGGCAUUCAAAGCGGGAUUUUAUCUUCUCCAGGCAAUGGUUUCGGGCACAAGAUGGAACAUACACUAUCUUGCAAUUUCCAUCUAUUCAUAAAAAAAAGCCUCCAAGAUCAGGAUAUCGACGUACAAAAAUUAAUCCAUCUACGUGGGAAAUCAGAAAUUUAAACACACCUAUGGGAUCUGACAGACCAAGAUGUUUAGUGUCCCACACUUUAGAAAUAAACUCAGCAUCCUGGUAUCGCUGGAAGAACAGCCAACAGUGCACAAAAUUUGAGAAGAGCGUCCCAUAUGCGUUGUUGUGCCAAGUCGCAGGUCUAAAGGAAUAUAUUGGAGCCAAUCCAGCACUCCUCCACCAAUAUGCCUCUAAUGCUGUUCGUUCGCAUAGCUCCCAUCCCUCUCUCACCAGUUCUGACUUUGCAGAUGAAAUACAAGAUGAGUUUUAUGAUGCAAUCGCUGCCGAGUCAUCGUCAGAUGAUGAUACUGAUGACGAUAAAGGGUCUGAUCAGGAGCACAAAGUCAAAUUAAAGAAUGUUUCUUGGGCCAUGUCAAACUUGGCUGUGAAGCGAGGUGCAGCUCCAAAUGCAAGCAAAGAAUUAGAUCCGGAUGCAAGCUGUAUCACAAUUGAUGUGAGUGGCAUGCACGGCUCAUUGCGCAGAGGUGCGGAUGACAAGGAUACAGACUGUUGGACUUGUCCUGGUGGUGAAGGGUUUAUGAUUAGAGGAAAGAACUAUCUGAAAGAUAAUUCUAAGGUAGUUGGAGGAGAUCCUCUUCUCAAGCUCAUAGCAGUAGAUUGGUUAAAAGUUGACAAAGCUGCAGACAGAAUUGCACUGCAUCAUAGAAAUUUGGUUCAGUCGGAAGCUGGGAAAAGUCUUCCAUUUAUCCUUGUAUUCAAUCUACAGGUUCCAGCUAAACCAAACUACAGCUUGGUUUUAUAUUAUGCAUCUGACAGACCUGUAAAGAAAGAUUCUCUAUUGGCUAAGUUUUUGGAUGGGGAUGACGCGUUUCGUGACACAAGAUUCAAACUGAUUCCAAGCAUAGUUGAGGGAUAUUGGAUGGUCAAGCGAGCUGUCGGAACAAAAGCUUGCCUGCUGGGGAAAGCUGUCACUUGUAAAUACUUUAAACAAGACAAUUUUUUUGAGAUAGAUGUAGAUAUUGGAUCAUCUUCUGUAGCUAGAAGUGUGAUUGGCCUUGUUCUGGGAUAUGUCACAAGCCUGGUCGUUGACCUUGCAAUUUUGAUAGAGGCAAAAGAAGAAUCAGAGCUGCCAGAGUACUUACUUGGAACUGUCCGAUUAAACCGCUUGAAACCUGAAUCUGCUGUGCCGUUGGAGGAUUGAGGUGUUCAACCAAAAGUAUUAAAUGUUCUAAGCAUGUCUCUUUUACAUGGUUCAAAUGUUUAUAGUUACACUCAAGACUCAAAUGAAAAGUGAGUCUGAUGAAUUUUCUGUAUCAGCAUACAUAUUUUGUUUUUUCCUUUUCUUUUCUCCAGGCUGUCUCCCUGUUAUCCAAGCUUCGUCCCCUUCAUAAUUUACU
Molecule: messenger RNA, 2525 nt
Organism: Vigna angularis (adzuki bean)
Lineage: Eukaryota; Viridiplantae; Streptophyta; Magnoliopsida; Fabales; Fabaceae
Product: protein ENHANCED DISEASE RESISTANCE 2-like
Exons: 22
Coding region: 125-2329 (734 amino acids)
Molecular function (GO): lipid binding
Source: RefSeq, a predicted model, not a curated record